AUUCUUGUUCCUACAAACAGGAUUAUCAUUGGAUACGACACAAACACAAAACGAACAAAACAUUUGUUUAAUGCAUUGAGACGGUUGUCGACUUGAUAUUGACAGGGAUCGUGCGCUGAUAUGCAGAAUAGAUUGUCAAGGGCACUCUGACAUGUACCGAUCCAGGUAACUAUCAACAAAAGGCGUAGCGUAGCAGCGGAGCUGUUAAAGUAGAGAUGGUCUCCGCAGAUACCAAAGAUACAUACAGGGAUUUAAAGUCCAUUGUGUGUGUUAGUGCCCCAGAUUACAUCUGUCUCUCAGCUUGGGCUCAAGAGCACUGAGAGAUAUUUCCUACCCGAGCGUGUUUUUCACCAAAAACUUUUCACAAAGUUCGAAUAUUGCUGUUUCGUUUUGUGAAGGAGGCGUGCUUUGUUUGGAUCUCGGUUUUGUCACGGAACGAUGUUUUCCAAGGCCCUCUUGCUAGUGUUUUGUGCACACGUCUGUGUCUCGGUGGAAAUUCCCAAGGAUAAUGAGAAGAAGAGCGUUUACGUCAACUUUGCUGGCGCCGGCACCUCAACGAUUCAGACAAACAUAUCAGACAUAAAAACGCUCGUAAGGGACGAAGCGAACAUCUUCUGCAAUGCUACCGACUACAAGAAAAAAUGCUGUAAGGACACCAAAUAUGAAUCCCUUGGUAACGGGCCGAUGAUCGUGGCUGACAACCAUUCCGCCGAAGAAUAUGUGUUCUUCUUGCACACGGACGGCGAUGUCAACGCCAGUGCAGACAGCAACGUCAGGAUCGAGGUCGCCAUCUUAGUGCCCCAGGAGCACCAUGACAACGAGCUGUGUGUGCUGGAGGAUCACGCCCGCAGGAGGCGGAGUGUGGAGGCAGUCAUCCCCCACAGGAUGAAGAGACACCCCCACAGCACGGAGAGCCCCACCCCGGCCCCCAGCUCCGUGUACCUGGACCCGGACAUCACCAAGGCUAUCCUGCAGUCAAACAGAUUCCGAACUCAAGCCGCUGCCAGCGGGUUUUACGUCGGCGAGGUGUCCAGGGCGGACGGGUUUGACAGCCCCUGCCGAGAUGGUAAAAGAGACGAUGACGUCCCGUUCCAGCCGUGGCUGAUUGCUCUGCUGACCAUCAUGUUCUUCCUACUCCUAAUCCUGUUCGCAGCAACCAUCAUAAUGUGCUGCAACAGGAAGAAGACCAAAGGCUACUCCAAGGAACUGAUGGGAUCGAGAGUAAUUCCACAGUAAAGUGGGGUCUUCAGCAGUUGGUCCAGUAGCAGUGCCUUCUGUAUAACCUUAGAGACUCGGAGGACAGCCAAGGAAACUUGUCUUUCUAUUUCACUUCAGUAAUCUGUAUAAUUUGCCAUCUUAGUAUCAUAAAAUCAUGGGGUGUAUAACAGUAAUGCGAGAACAGUGUGAAAGAUACAACUUAAGGCAUGUCAGCUAAAAUUAAAGGUUUAAGGAUUUACAAAAACCUAUCCUUUGUUGUAUGGAGAUCACGUGGGGUUCGACAGAUUGGCAUCUGAGGAAAGGACGAUGAAGAAAGCGAAGGACUCUAACGGUGUAUGUAAACUGGGUGGGCGCUUUGGGACUGAUGUUUGAUCUGCAAUGACCACAUGGAGCAGAACUGAAUGAUACUUAAGCGACCAUUCCUUAAAGAAGAAGGAAGCUUUACCAUCUUGGUGUGACUUUGAUAUUAGGCUGCUGCAAGCUGAAUUCCUAGUCAUUGAGAUCCCAUACUUGAAAACAAUUUGACGCCGUAAUAUUUCUAAUUCUAUAUUGUAUCGGGACAUGCACAAUAACCAACGUUAUCGAUUUAUCGUGGAGAAAUGAGAUGAAACGUGAAAUGUUAU
This is a messenger RNA of Branchiostoma floridae (Florida lancelet), 1841 nucleotides long. RefSeq lists its product as uncharacterized. The record is from RefSeq and is a predicted model, not a curated record. Bases 439 to 1236 code for a protein of 265 amino acids. The transcript has 6 exons. NCBI's taxonomy places the organism in Eukaryota, Metazoa, Chordata, Leptocardii, Amphioxiformes, Branchiostomatidae.